UUGGUAGUGUUCCAUUUCUUGAGACACACUCUUUCUUCUGCUUCUUCACUUCCAACACUGCUCAGCUCAACACAGCAAUGGACCUCGCCGCCAAGCUCCACCACCUCACCGCCACACCCAAACCUUCUCUUCACCCACUCACCAAUCGCCCCCUCACUCACACCAACCGCUUCUUCACCCCCAAAAACCCACCCAAUUUCGACGCCGCAUGUCGUUUAUCCGCCGUCACCGCCGAAACGACAACCACGACCCAACAAAACGACGACAUCGAGUCCCUCUUCUCCGACACCUCCGUCGAACCCAACAGAAAACGCGGGAAAAACCAAUCCCACACUCGCGCCGGCGCUUCGACAGUCUCCUCCGGCGUGAAGCUAGAAAGCAUCAGCAAAAGCUACAAGGGUGUCACCGUGUUGAAGAAUGUGAGCUGGGAAGUGAAGAAGGGUGAGAAAGUGGGUUUGGUCGGUGUCAACGGCGCCGGGAAAACGACCCAGAUGAGGAUAAUCGCGGGUCAGGAAGACCCGGAUUCGGGAAACGUGAUUAAGGCGAACCCGAACAUGAAGGUUGCGUUUCUGAGCCAGGAGUUUGAGGUGGCGCCGAGCAGGACGGUGAGGGAGGAGUUUCUGAGCGCUUUCAAGGAGGAGAUGGAGAUAUCUGGGAGGAUGGAGAGGGUGCAGAAGGCGCUGGAGGGUGCUGUGGAUGAUUUGGAGUUGAUGGGGAGGCUUUUGGAUGAGUUGGAUUUGCUUCAGGGAAAGGCUCAGGCGGUGGACUUGGAUGAGGUGGAUGCUAAGGUUGAUAAGUUGAUGCCGGAGCUUGGUUUUGCUCCUGAGGAUUCUGAGAGGUUGGUGGCUUCUUUUAGCGGCGGGUGGCAGAUGAGGAUGUCUCUUGGCAAGAUUUUGCUCCAGGACCCAGAUUUGUUACUGUUGGAUGAGCCUACGAAUCACCUUGAUCUAGACACCAUUGAGUGGCUUGAAGAUUAUCUUAGCAAGCAGGAUGUUCCAAUGGUUAUCAUUUCCCAUGACAGGGCUUUUCUUGAUCAGCUGUGCACAAAAAUUGUGGAAACUGACAUGGGUGUAUCCAGGACAUUUGAGGGAAACUAUUCUCAGUAUGUGGUUUCAAAGGCGGCAUGGAUUGAAGCACAGUUUGCUGCAUGGGAGAAGCAACAGAAAGAAAUUGAACAUACAAAGGGCUUAAUAAAUAGGCUAGGUGCUGGAGCGAAUUCUGGCCGUGCUUCAUCUGCUGAGAAGAAGCUAGAGAAACUUCAGGAGGAAGAACUAGUGGAGAAGCCGUUUCAACGGAAACAAAUGAAAAUCAGGUUCCCUGAGCGUGGAAGAAGUGGGAGAUCUGUUGUAACAAUAAAGAACUUAGAAUAUGGCUUUGAGGAUACGGUGCUUUUCGAAAAGGCAAAUCUGGCAAUUGAAAGAGGAGAAAAAAUUGCCAUUAUUGGUCCCAAUGGAUGUGGCAAGAGUACUUUACUGAAAUUAAUAAUGAGUUUACAAAAGCCGGUUGGGGGUGAAGUUAUGCUUGGGGAGCAUAAUGUAUUACCUAACUAUUUUGAGCAAAAUCAGGCAGAGGCACUUGAUCUGAACAAGACAGUGCUUCAGACAGUAGAAGAAGCUGCAGAGGAUUGGAGGAUUGAUGAUAUUAAAGGACUUCUUGGGCGUUGUAAUUUCAAAUCUGAUAUGCUUGACAGGAAAGUUUCACUAUUGAGUGGUGGUGAGAAGGCACGCCUGGCAUUUUGUAAAUUUAUGGUAAAACCAUCAACUCUACUUGUGCUAGAUGAACCAACCAAUCACUUGGAUAUCCCUUCUAAAGAAAUGCUUGAGGAGGCGAUAACCGAGUACCAGGGCACUGUUAUCACAGUGUCUCAUGAUCGAUACUUUAUAAAGCAGAUAGUUAAUAGAGUUAUAGAAGUCAAAGAUGGUGCUUUACAGAAUUACGCAGGUGAUUACAAUUAUUACUUAGAGAAGAAUCUUGAUGCUAGGAAUAGAGAGCUUGAACGUGAGGCUGAGCUAGAGGCCAAAGCUCCAAAAGUGAAAGCCAAAUCUAAAAUGUCCAAGGCUGAGAAAGAAGCAAGGAAGAAACAGAAGAUGCAGGCUUUUCAGGCAGCAAACCAAAAGUCUAAAUCUUUGAAAAAUGCAAAGAGAUGGAAUUGAGUAAUAUAUUCCUCAACAUCAUAGGAGCUUCAUCAUUACACUAAUUUACAAUGUAUAAAGGUAGAUGGGUUGAAGGUGAGGUAGCAUAUUGAGUGAGCUAGCUACUCAGUAUUUGUAGAUAGCAUAUGGAUCACUUGACUGGAUGUAGCAGCUUAAUUAUAGCAAUUAUGAUUUCUGGCUUUCUGCAAAA
This is a messenger RNA of Lotus japonicus, 2343 nucleotides long. RefSeq names its product ABC transporter F family member 5-like. Gene Ontology annotation, molecular function: ATP hydrolysis activity; ATP binding. The record is from RefSeq and is a predicted model, not a curated record. NCBI's taxonomy places the organism in Eukaryota, Viridiplantae, Streptophyta, Magnoliopsida, Fabales, Fabaceae. The coding region runs from base 78 to 2153 and encodes 691 amino acids. The transcript has 9 exons.